UUCUGCAAAGCAAAGUAGAACCAGUAGCUUUCAAGAUCUCCUUACAUGAUGUUUUUAUUUUAACCCGAUUAGAAGACUUGCGUCGAAAAUCGUUGCAGAAUCGGCAAUAACUACAGUUCGGUAUCCUAAAGAAGCUAUCCAGAUACAAAAUCAAUCCUUUGACUAAAAGAUGGUUUCAAAUGAUUUCCUGGAAAACAACUUGACGACGAGUUCGUCGUUACCAUUGGCAGUAAACAAUUCCAAUUCUUCUCGAAGUUCCCUUGACAAACAUUACAUUAACAUUUUGAUUUCCUCCAUUGUUAUCAACGGCCUGGUUUCUACUAUAGCGACGUUUCUAAACUGCUUGAUCAUCCUAACCUUUUUCAGGACAUCGUCUCUUCGAGAAACACCCGCUAAUGUUCUUAUCCUUGGUCUGGCAAUCGCUGACUUUGGUGUGGCCAUUUUCUCGCAGCCAGCGUUUUGCAUAGUACGCAUUGCCAACUUGAGACAAGAUUCGCUCUUAUUUCGGUCUGCAGAUACAGCUUUCGUAGCAAGCUUUUCUUUGUUUGGUUAUGUUUCUUUAAGCACUUACACUUUAAUCACAGUUGAUCGAUCGAUUUUUGGCUGUUCGCCUUCACUUGCGAUACAACGAGCUUAUCACCUUUCAAUGUGUGCAUUGAACGUCAUUUCCUUCUUUAAGAUAUCUCAAGUCAUCCGCAAGCAUUCCCAACAGAUCCAAGCCCAACAGCAAUCAUUACAACAGUCUAUAGACAUGCCYAGAUACAAGAAAUCCGUCAACACCAUGUACUAUGUGAUAGUGAUCCGCAAGCAUUCCCAACAGAUACAUGCCCAGCAGCAAUCACUACAACAGUCUAUAAACAUGCCCAGAUACAAGAAAUCUGUCAACACUUUGUUCUAUGUGAUCGGAUCAUUUUUAUUUUCCUAUGUGACAAUGGGGCUUGCUUUUUUCUCCUUUUUGGUAGUGGGAUAUAUGUCUCUUGAGGUGCGUAUUAUGUUUAAAGUGGCCAAUACGCUUGUACUGUGCAAUGGGCUACUCAAUCCAAUUAUCUAUUGUUGGCGAAUCGAAGACAUACGUAAGGCAGCGCUUCAACUUGUACGUGGGAGAGAAAAUGAUGUCAGUCAACUUACGUAA
Molecule: messenger RNA, 1132 nt
Organism: Actinia tenebrosa (Australian red waratah sea anemone)
Lineage: Eukaryota; Metazoa; Cnidaria; Anthozoa; Actiniaria; Actiniidae
Source: RefSeq, a predicted model, not a curated record